UUUGCAGCGUACUUAAGACAUCCAUCCACCCACCCAGAAAAUCAGGAAAAAGGCAAACUCUGCUCUGCUCUGCUAACUGCUAUGCUAUGCUGCGUAACCGUUCCCCCCCACGCGGCAAAUCAUCUUCUUUAAUUCUCUCACCUUUUCUCAGACUCAUUACCCUUUCCUUAAUUGCUUAUUACUACUACUAGUACUAUCACACUCACACUACUCUUUUCAUUUUCAAUUUCAAAACACAACGGUUCCAACAUUCAUACUUCACAGUGCCGGCGACGUUAAGUGUUAACUGUUAAGAAUGUCAUCGGCAGCAAGAACCAAUGUCUCCGGCGGUGAAGAAGGAAAACACUAUCCUCCUCCACUCGCCUCUCACAACGACGUCGUCAAUGACUCUACUCUCUUCUGGAACACUCUUCGUCGCUUUCACUCUCUUAUGGCUACCAAAUUCAUGAUUCCUGUGAUUGGAGGUAAGGAGCUAGAUUUGCACGUUCUUUACGUGGAGGUUACAAGGAGAAGCGGUUAUGAGAAGGUAGUUGUGGAGAAGAAAUGGAGAGAAGUAGGUAGUGUAUUUAGAUUCUCAUCUACAACUACAAGUGCUUCAUUUGUACUAAGAAAACAUUACUUGAAUCUUCUUUACCAUUAUGAACAAGUUCACUUCUUCAAAGUUCAGGGUCCUAUAUUCACUCCCUCAGCAGACACAUUUUCUGGAAAUAGUCCCUCGUGGCGACCUGAAUUGGCUAUUGUUCAAUAUUCACCUAAGAUGGUAAAUGAUAGUGCUGAAUCUCAUGAUGAAGUGAAUGUAGAUAGUUCAUGUCUUUUGGGAAAAGGAACAAUAGAAGGAAAAUUUGAUUGUGGUUAUAUAGUGUCAGUGAAAUUGGGUUCAGAGGUUCUGAAAGGGGUGCUUUAUCAUCCAGAUCAAGUGGUUGCAGCUCCAUCAUUGGUUCCACAACAUGCUGUUGUACCAUUCAAUCUUCAAUCUCAUAGUUCUGGUAGGAGGAAGAGAAGAAAAAGAAAGUGGGACCCAAACUAUCCAAAACCAAAUAGGAGUGGCUAUAACUUUUUCUUUGCUGAAAAACAUUACAAGCUCAAAGAACUCUACCCAAACAGAGAAAGGGAGUUUACUAAAAUGAUUGGUCAAUCCUGGAAUAGUCUUAGCCCUGAAGAAAGAAUGAUUUACCAAAACAUUGGCUUAAGGGACAAAGAAAGGUACAAAAGAGAAUUGACAGACUACAAAGAGAAAAUGAAAGUUGGGCAGACUGAAGAACUAGGGCUUCCAUAAAUCUCACUGGUGGCCUUUUUGGCAGCUGAAGAAUGGCUUAGAAUUUUACUAUAACAACCGUUGACUUUUACGUGCAUAUUGCUGUGGAUAAUGGUCCACUCUGGACUGAGGUUUACAGGACUAGUGUUAUUCCUUAGAAAAGUAGUUCCACGUGUCAGAUCCUUUUGGUUUGUUUGACCAAUCUAGUAGAUGUUCGGUCUUGGUCCAUACAUUAAUGUGUCUCACAAUACUUUAUUUAAACAGGUUUAACACAAUUUUCUCAAUAUAUGUAUUCUCUAAUUAGUUAAACUUAAAUGGUCCACUAAAUUAUAUGGGUCCCACAGAAAUUUAGUAGAACUAAUUUGAAUUUUAAUUAA
Trifolium pratense (red clover) is the source of this 1632-nucleotide messenger RNA. Its product is annotated as high mobility group B protein 9. The transcript has 6 exons. NCBI's taxonomy places the organism in Eukaryota, Viridiplantae, Streptophyta, Magnoliopsida, Fabales, Fabaceae. Gene Ontology annotation, molecular function: DNA binding. The record is from RefSeq and is a predicted model, not a curated record. Bases 296 to 1276 code for a protein of 326 amino acids.